Molecule: messenger RNA, 1123 nt
Organism: Aureobasidium vineae
Lineage: Eukaryota; Fungi; Ascomycota; Dothideomycetes; Dothideales; Saccotheciaceae
Source: the annotation of a GenBank genome assembly
GNUCGAGAUGGAAGCAGUAAGUUCGAAGUCACGGCCUGCCAUCACGGCUACAGACCAUUCAGCAUUCAUCUUUAUAGCAACAGCUCUGUGUCUUGUUUGUAUGCUGCUCUUUUUGAGCGCUCGGCUCGUCGUUCGAUAUCCAUGGAAGCGAUCUCUUGGACCUGACGAUUGGACGACACUUUCAGCUUCGGUUGGUCCACAAGCCCGGGAGAAAAGUGACCAAACUGACUUUUUAGNNGUGUGUGCCUCAUGUCAUAGUAUUGUUUUGCUCUCAAGCGCCAAAGCUGGACUUGGGAGGGCUGAGUUCGUCCUCUCGUCCCAUCAGAUAAGUGCAGCUCUCAAACUUCUUUACGUCAGCGAUCUCCUUUACAUACCAACCAUCUUCAUUGCACGACUCGCAGUCAGCCUCUUCUUCUUGCGACUGUCUGGACCCGAACGGAGCUUCUUCCACCGACUUGCUCGCUUCAGCGCGGGAUCAUCGGUACUCGUCGCGAUUGCGUGUUUCCUCAUGAUUGCGAUCAGGGUAGAGCACGGCAUACGCGUAUGGGGCAUUGUUGUGGUGAGCCACAAAUCCAUAAUUCUUCUGAUCAUCUGUCCUGCAUGGCUUUUAUGGACCCUUCAUAUGCCGCUGAAGAAGAAGUUGGGCUGUGCGAUUUACUUCAGUCUCCGGGUUAGAACGAUCAUGCUGACCAUCUUCCGACUCGUGGCAUUGGCCAAGGCGAGUAGAGGGGCGGACCGUACUUUCGACAUGACGUUACCAGUAGUUCUGACACAGCUUGAGAUGCACUUCACCGUUUUGGCUGCCACAAUACCGAUUCUCCGAAAUCCUCUUACCAAGCUCAAUUCAGGAUAUCUCAACACAACGUUGGAGCAGAUGGAUCCGGCAGCAAGUGCAGCGUAUGCCUCUUCUAGGUCAGGCAGCAGUGGGAAAGGGCCAUCGUUUGCUCUGUCCCAUGUGACGGGCAGUGGACAGCGCAACGACACGGUCCUUGAGCAGAGAGAACCAGAAGGUAUCGAGACAAUCGCCGAAGGGGGAUCGGAUACGCUCGGAGAAGGUCAGAGUAUGCUGUCUGAGGGUUCUGACCAGAUUAUGAUCAAGCGUACAUUCAUGAUAGAUUACGCA